AUGAUAGACCCGUUUGCCGACGUGGACGAUCAAAUCGCUACGGAUGAGAUUGCGGAGGAGAAGAAGAAGGUGUCUCAAGUGCACAACUACGUGCACAUCCGCAUCCAGCAGCGCAACGGUCGUAAGACGCUGACCACUUUACAGGGUCUUCCUAAGGAGUAUGACCCCAAAAAGUUGCUGAAGGCGUUCAAGAAGGAGUUCGCCUGCAACGGUACGCUCGUGGACGACGAGGAGCUCGGCCAGGUUAUCCAGCUCCAGGGCGACCAGCGUCAGAAGAUCUCCAUGUUCCUGUAUGUAUACGUCGUGGAGCCACUAAUGGGCAGCAUCGAAGAGGGCAUCCCCAAGCAGGAUGUCAAGGUGCAUGGAUUCUAA
Malassezia sympodialis ATCC 42132 is the source of this 372-nucleotide messenger RNA. RefSeq lists its product as uncharacterized. The transcript has 2 exons. The coding region runs from base 1 to 372 and encodes 123 amino acids. NCBI's taxonomy places the organism in Eukaryota, Fungi, Basidiomycota, Malasseziomycetes, Malasseziales, Malasseziaceae. The record is from RefSeq and is a predicted model, not a curated record. Gene Ontology annotation, biological process: translational initiation. Gene Ontology annotation, molecular function: translation initiation factor activity.